CGGCCUAGGCUCCUCCCCCUGUCACUAUCGUCAGAGGAUCCAUGGGAAAACCAACACACCAAUUAUGUAUUUAAGGAAAAACUUUUUACUGUUUCUGCUCAUCAUAUCAAUUUCCAUUAAUAAUUCAGUUGGUAGAAAACAUCAUCUUGAUCUAAAGGAUGAGACUCGAAAAAGCAUACCUGUUAGUAUGUUCGGAUUUCUUCGAGGUGGCAUCUUGAAUGUUACAGUAUCUAACUUGGCAAUCUCGAAACAAGCACAAGAAACAUCAGGACUGGGGUUUAGCUUGGAUAGGACACUUAGUGAUGCUGCAAACCCAUACUUAGAUAGCAAACGGGAUAUCUGUAGUUCAAGAUUGGAAAUAAAUGAAGAACCAGAUCACACAGCUGUUGCUCGAUUUGAAUUUGAUUUCAAAGACAAAAUAUUUAAAGUUCGGUGCUCCAGCAGGUUUAAUUUCAUUGGCAACAUUAUUACUGUGGAUGACCAAAGAAAUUGA
Molecule: messenger RNA, 493 nt
Organism: Daphnia pulicaria
Lineage: Eukaryota; Metazoa; Arthropoda; Branchiopoda; Diplostraca; Daphniidae
Product: protein GPR107-like
Exons: 3
Coding region: 65-493 (142 amino acids)
Source: RefSeq, a predicted model, not a curated record